UAUAUGUCUACACUGCUUAGACUUUAAGUACAAUUCAGAAGCAAAUUAAAGUUUUCAUAAUUAAUUUGGUGUGAAGAUAGAGAGGUGAAUAUGGCAUUGAGAGAUAAACCAGUAUUAUCAACAACCAUAGGCACAGAUGUUUUCGAAAGUGGAAACAUUAAAUGGAAGCAAUUCAAUGUUGACACAUCCCCUAAACCAUUGUUAGUCUUUACACCGACAGUGGAAGGCACAUACCCUGUAAUAUUGUUCUACCAUGGUUUUGCUAUUUGGAAUAGCUAUUAUCAUAAGCUCUUAGGUCACAUAACUUCACAUGGAUUCAUUGUUGUUGCUCCUCAAUUGUUUACCAUAGGCUUACCUAUGCCAGGACCAUGUGAAGUAAAAUUUGCAGGAAAAGUAGCAAAUUGGAUAACCAAGGGACUUCAACCUAAGCUCAAAGAAAACACUAAAGAAAAUGUUGUAGCAAAAUUAGACAAUUUGGUUCUAGCUGGUCAUAGUAAAGGUGGAAAAACAGCAUUUGCUGUAGCACUUGGUCAUGCUGAAACCAACCUCAAAUUUUCAGCCCUAAUUGGAAUAGAUCCAGUGGCAGGCCCAAGUAAGUGUAAGAUAACAAGAACACUCCCUCACAUUCUUACGGGCCAGGCCCAAUCUUUUGAUUUGAACAUGCCAGUUAUUGUCAUUGGAACUGGGCUAGGCCCAGAACCAUCCAAUUGUUCUCCUUUACCUUGUGCUCCUGAUGGGGUGAACCAUGAGGAAUUUUUCUAUGAAUGUAAACCACCUUGUGCACAUUUUGUUGUUAAGGAUUAUGGUCACAUGGAUAUGUUAGAUGAUGAGACACAUGAUAUUAGAGGUAGUCUUUUGAAGUGUUUAUGUAAGAAUGGAACUGGCCCUAAGGAUUUGAUGAUAAGGACUUUAGGAGGGUUAGUUGUUUCCUUUUUGAAGGCUUAUUUGUAUAACCAACCAGAAGAUUUUGAAGUCAUUUUGGAGGAUCCAAAUCUUGCUCCGGCGAAGCUUGAAGAACCUGUUUUCUAUCCAUGAGAAGUCAAUAUGACAUUGUAAAAUGAUUAUUAUUAUCAGUUUGAUUAAUAAUAAUUUCUCAUUUUUUCCAAAUUUUUACUUCUUGUAAAAAGAAGACCUUGAUGUGUGUAAUAUAUAGCUUCAUGAAGCUUUUUAGAAGAUUAUGUGUUGUCGUUAUUUAUUUACAUUCAAACUUAUUGAAUGAAGUUGGCUUUUGUGUUGGACUAUAUCUUCA
Medicago truncatula (barrel medic) is the source of this 1249-nucleotide messenger RNA. Its product is annotated as chlorophyllase-1. Gene Ontology annotation, molecular function: chlorophyllase activity. NCBI's taxonomy places the organism in Eukaryota, Viridiplantae, Streptophyta, Magnoliopsida, Fabales, Fabaceae. The transcript has 2 exons. The record is from RefSeq and is a predicted model, not a curated record. Gene Ontology annotation, biological process: chlorophyll catabolic process. Bases 91 to 1035 code for a protein of 314 amino acids.